AUGCCUAAAGUGGAAGGGUGGGCAGUGCGUUUUAUGGCGGCCAGGCUGAAUUCUGAAAACAUUGCUAAUAACUGGGAACUCACGCAGUUGCUGAACAGUGACAGUUUAAGUGACGCCUGCCUGCAACACAUGAAGGCUACCUUUGAGGCAACAGUUGCCAACGAUUUUUUCAUUCAGCUGGCCGCUGAUGCUGUCCUGUCUUUGCUGCGGGCAGAUGACCUUCAAGUGGAUAGCGAAGAAACUGUACUAAAGGCGAUUGGAUGCUGGGUCAGUCCACUCGGCAAAGUGGAUAAAGGACGAUUGCGGCACGCAGAAGCGAUGAUGAGGGAAGUGCGAUGGGAUUAA
This is a messenger RNA of Dibothriocephalus latus, 345 nucleotides long. The record is from the annotation of a GenBank genome assembly. NCBI's taxonomy places the organism in Eukaryota, Metazoa, Platyhelminthes, Cestoda, Diphyllobothriidea, Diphyllobothriidae.